UAUUUCCCUCUCCUCCGCGAGAGAGAGCUUUCGUUUCCCGCUGUUGUUGCAGAAUUUGAAUUAACAAAUAGAAAACCUUGAUUUGUGAUGUAUUUUAAGUUAAUAAGUGCGCCAUUCUAAAAGACGACAACCACUGGUUAUUGACCUCAAAAUUAAGCCCGAGGAACCAGUCAGCGAAACUCGAACUAUUGUAUUGCACAUUCGGUGUUACAAGUUGUAUAAUUUGUAAAGUUUAUUUAAGAAAACUUUCUAGCUUUGUUGUCCUUUGCAUACGUUGGAGGAGAAAAUCAAUAAAACUAAUAAUUGCAAAAGAAGUUUUUACUUUAAUUCAAAUUUGCUUAACAAAGCAAGAAAAAAAUUGAAUUGCAAAGAUAAAUGCAUGUAAUAAAUGUUGAGAAACUGUGAAGCUUUCCUGCAUUAUAUUUAUACACGAUAAAAGUGUCUAGUGUGAAUUAACUUACAGCUUAUAUAAAAAUGCGAUUAGUAAUCUGUGAUAAAGUGGAUCAUGUGGCAGAAUGGUCUGCCAAAUAUGUCUUGAAAAGAAUCAAUGAUUUUCAGCCGAAUGAAAAGAAAUAUUUUGUUCUUGGUCUUCCGACAGGUGGCACACCUUUGGGAAUGUACAUGAAACUUAUAGAGUACUGUAAAGCAGGAAAACUUUCCUUUAAAUAUGUAAAGACAUUCAACAUGGAUGAAUAUGUAGAUUUGCCCAGAGAUCAUCCAGAAUCUUAUCAUUAUUAUAUGUACAAUAAUUUCUUUAAACACAUAGAUAUUGAUCCAGUAAACGUGCAUAUUCUUGAUGGAAAUGCACCAGAUCUUACAAAAGAAUGUGAUGAUUUUGAAAUGAAAAUUAAGGAGGCCGGUGGAAUUGAAUUGUUUAUUGGUGGUAUUGGACCAGAUGGUCACAUAGCUUUCAACGAACCAGGAUCAUCUCUAGCAUCGCGUACAAGAGUGAAAACAUUGGCACAAGAUACAUUGGAAGCCAAUGCAAGAUUCUUUGGAAAUGAUAUUUCCAAAGUUCCUAAGCAGGCACUGACUGUGGGUGUUGGCACAGUAAUGGAUGCUAAAGAAGUAAUGAUUCUUAUUACAGGAUCUCACAAAGCAUUUGCACUGUAUAAGGCAAUAGAGGAAGGAAUCAAUCAUAUGUGGACCGUAUCAGCCUUCCAACAACAUCCUCGAACAAUAAUCAUUUGCGAUGAAGAUGCAACAUUGGAGCUGCGUGUUAAAACUGUUAAAUAUUUUAAGGCUCUCAGUGCUGUACAUCAUAAAUUAAUUGAAGCAGAUGGAGAAUCAAUCCUUCGUCAGAGAAUUCAAGAUAGUUAAAAUAUUACUACAGUAAAACUUGGGUAAAUGUCCGAAAUUUGAAACUCAAAGCGAGCAAUUAUGAAAUAGGGAAAUUGACUCUAUCUAUAAAACAAUACACUAAUACAACAGUUAAACGAUAUUAUUUAUUAUUCUUGCUCAUUGGAACUUUUACCAAUGUAAUCGAAAGGUUUGGAUGAUUAUAAUAAGAUGAAAUACGCGCGCGCGGUAUAAUUAUUUUAAAUGUGGCACAAUUCUUUUCUGUAAUUUAUCGUACAGUCGGUAAAUAUCAAUCAGUAAAUAUAAUGCAAAUUAUAUCGUGUUUGGUUCUAUUUUAAUCAGAAAAAUCGAAAAGAGAGAUACAUUGAUAAAUGUACAAUUCCAAGAAAAUAUAAAAUAACAUAGUUUCAUUGUUGAAUUAGUGCUGUCUUAUUGACAUUCUAUUUCGAGUUCAAGAGGAUUACCUCUACCAUUGAAGAUUAUCGCAUUAUCCCUACCAUUGUGCGGAUGAUUGCCGGGUAUUUAUGCAGCAAAUGAUUUCAAACGAUUAUCCGGGUUUUACUGUAUAGUAUUAUAUACUUCUAAAGUUCAUUGUUACAUAACAUGUCCACCACAUACUUUACCAAACGUUAUGGAACAUGUAAAUUAUAUUUUUUAUAGAGUUUAAAUGACAUUUCUGUAUGUUACUUGACGAACUACUUUUUGACAACAAUACUAUAUAAUAUAUAACGUACUUGUUUUAAUGGAACAUUCAUUAUUAUAUUGUUAUUUACAUGAAUUAUUAUUAUAACUAUUGCUCUACUAUUACAAAAAUGCCAUAUUUUUGUAUCAUUAUACUUUUCAUAAAUAAAUUUACCCUUUUUAUGAUAA
Messenger RNA from Megalopta genalis, 2169 nucleotides. The record is from RefSeq and is a predicted model, not a curated record. Lineage: Eukaryota; Metazoa; Arthropoda; Insecta; Hymenoptera; Halictidae.